UAGCGGCAGCGAGGCCGCGCGCUUGGGGUCUAGCGGCUUGGCGUCCCCGCGGCCUGAGGCGUCAUCUGCGUGGGCGCUCACGCAGGGCGGGUCGCGCGGCGCAGGGCGAGAGGGAAGUCGUGGCGGCGGCGUCGGGAACAGCAGCAGCGGCGGGAGCGUGGUGCUGACAAGCCGUGCGAGAAAUGGGCGACCCAGGGCCGGAGAUAAUAGAAUCUGCCCCACCAGCUGGGCCUGAGGCAUCUGAAUCAACAACGGACGAAAAUGAAGACGACAUUCAGUUUGUUAGUGAAGGACCAUUAAGACCUGUUCUUGAAUAUAUUGAUCUGGUCAGCAGUGAUGAUGAAGAGCCUAGCACCUCUCAUAGUGAUAGAAUGCCUGAAUCUAAGGUGCCACCCUCUGAGAAUCAUCGCCCAGAAAUGUGCUCUAGCUGCAGUGUUCCUCUUCCCAUUGGAGACAGCAGCUCCUCCUCUGGGAGUUGUGCCAACAGUCCACAAAGAAUAGUUUCUCAACCUUCUUCUGUUGAGAAUCAAUUGGAGAACCAGAAAAAUGAUCAAAAUAAUUCAGAUAUUAAUAUCUCUGAAACAGAGACACUUAAAUCACAAAACAGUCAGACUCUACCUUCAUCAUCACUACUGGUCCCCCAAGAGUCUUUGGCUUUUUCUGAGGUCAAAGAAGAUUUACCUAUCAUGAUGUCUUCAGCUUCACAGAAUGGACAGGAUGCCAUCCUGUAUCUCCAGACACAAGUGGCUGAGAUGUCCAGAGUCAUACGUGAUCUGCAGUCCAGGAGUUGUUUUAGAUUUCAUCAUUCUAGGUCAAGUGAGAACUCAUCAGUUCCUUGGGAUAUGUCCACCUCUAAGGAGGACGGCUUAUCUACAGUUGAAGAAGAGGCUGAUUGCAAAUCUCCAUCAGCUGAUGACAAAGGGCAGCCAACUGACCCCAUGCAGUCUAGUUUCACGGGUCUUUUGAAGAGAAUGGAACAAAGAGGUGUUAUAAAGAGGGUGACAUUACAGUCUGAAACCGAAACAUGUGAGGGGAAGCCUGAUUGGAUGACCUCUAAAAAACGUUUGGUUCCUCCAUUGCAUCCACUUUUGAGAAUUGCCACCACUGAAGUUUUUAAAGACCCUGCUGAUUGCCAUCCUUCUUCCUUCAUGGGACAUAGGGUAUAUCCUGUGGCCAAGGACACAUCUCCUUUCCAACCAAAUCCACCAGCUGAGGGACCCAUUAUAGAUGUACUAGAACAUAGCAAAAGAGGAAACACGACAUCUCCUUUAGACUCUACCUCAAAAGAAAUGGAGGUCAUGGGUUGUAGGUUCUACCAUGCUGCUUCCAUUGCAGCCCGAGCUGCCAGCUAUAUGGCCUAUAUGACUCAGUAUCAGCGUAAACUUUGGGAAGACAUGGAAGAUCUGGUUCAUGAUCCAGAGUUUGAUCGUGGAAAAGCAAGGUGUAUAAUAUCGGAUGGCAUGGAUGCAGGACUUUGGCAGCUUUGUACCACCAGGGACAUAAUGGACUCUGUAGUCAGAGUUAUGGCCAUGGCAGUGGACUAUAGAAGACAGGCCUGGCUUCGACUUACAUCUCUCACUAAGAAAACCCAGGAGAAGAUCUUACACUUGCCCUUUGAUGGUACAUCUCUUUUUGGACAAGAUGUGAAUGCUAUUGUUGCAGAAGACAAUAGUAUUAAAGAAAAUGAAUAUAAAGAUCACAAUAAAUACUAUACUCAGCAUCGAUACUUUUAUAGUCACGAUCAGAAAGCACAUUAUCACAACAGAGGGUACUCCAAAGGGGAUUGGUACAAACCCCGGAAUCACCCUUAUAGAUAUAGAAAAAAGGGAGACUCUCCAGAGCGACAUGGGUAUAAAAAUUAAUACUCUGGAUGUUUAGCAGAUUAGCCUUCCAAGAUCCUACUUUACCUGUUUUUCCUCAAGUUGGGGUCAUCUCAGAAAAUGAGUGCAUGUCUGGAAUAAUCACAGCUGAUGUCUGAGUUCUAGACCUUUGGAAUGAAGUUUAUAAUAAAAAGACUUAAGCUUUGUUGGCCAAAUGGAGACUUUGCUCUAAGGAGUAUUGGACAGGGGUUUACCCAUUAUUUUUAUUCCAAAAUAAGUCCAGAGAAGGGUACUCAGGAAUCUGAAUCUUCUGGAAUUAAAAGAAAAUGUGUAGAUUCAUGCCUCAGGAAAAUCUUGUUGGUAAACUGAGGACUAGCAGAUUUUGGAUCUGGAAACAAUUUGCUACUAGAUCAGUGUUUACUAAGACUGAAGUGCAAAACCUUCAUUUUUAGAUCACCAGUGCUUCUGGAACUUCAGGCUUCAGCUUGAUGGGUCAUCAAAAAGUGGUAGAUGUGUUACAGUCCCUCUGUUAAGAUUAUCAGCUCACCAUAGUUCAUACAGUUAUCAGUCAUGAAGCUAUAUGUCUGCUGGAAUUCCUUAAAAUUUUUGCCAAAUCCAGUUUACUUCUAACUGGGAUGAUUAAAUGUGACAGGUCUACUUUUGGACUCAAAGUGGAAAAAAUAUUUUCCUACCUGUAACAUGACUGUAGAAAAGUUAAACUCUUCAUCCUGACUGAAGGCUCCCACACCAUCACUGCUCAUAACGCUGCAUGUGGGAUAGCUUUCAUUGCCAUCAAUCCUUGUAGUCUUUGACUUACCACCUGUGAGACUCGGGCGUGAAAGUGGGCCUUCCAGUGAGACGGCCUUCUUAAACCUGUUUUCUAAGCAGUUGCUUCUUUUGAGGUUGAUAGUGCAUUACAUUCUCAGUACAAUAGACAAAUGCAUCGCCAUGGCCCUGGAAAUACAGAUUAUUCCCAUCAUCCAGGCAUGCAAAUCUGAACUCUUUAAGAGCAAGAAUUCCAAACAUGCCUGACAAUCUGGUCUCUUGAAGUAAAGAGGGAUGACAUUAGUCUAGACUUCCUUGAGAAAUCCCCGAUACGUAAAGUGUGAUUGGGUGUUUUCAAGAUACACAGCUGUUUCUGAAUAUAGAUGAUAAUACUUCUUAUUGAAUUCUUGAAAGGUUGGAAUCAACACUUAAGUGAUGUGUUCUUGGUUGACUUAAUUUGUCGUGUAAUCCAACUGGACUAACUCUAAGAGAUGAUUUACAUUUUGCUCCCAAUAAUAACGCUCCACCUUUCUGGAGCUGGCAGCAGAUACCUCAGUUAUGUUAGUGUCCCACGGUAUCAUUCUAAUCUCAAGGCAAUGGCUGUAUAAUAUACUAGCCCCUAUGUCCUUGUCUUCACAGCAUGACUUUUAAAGUAGAAAGUGUCAAGUUUGAGGAGGUUUGAACACUUCACCUAAUGUAACUUGGCAGCCAAAAAAUAAUUUUUUCACAAAUGUAAUUAUGUAACGUCUUGGAUGUUCAAACACCUGCUUUUUCUUUAUUUUUAAUCUGCUUGAUCAAAAUGUUUUAAAUAUACUAUUAGUGGAAUAUAGCACUGUCUUAGGGGUUUGUGUGAUUUCUGUUUCUUACCAUGAUUCUUACAUCAUAGUGGUUGACAUUUUCUGUGAUGCUAACCUCUUUGUAAGUCAUUAGACAAUGCCUUCCUCCUAUCAUACCCAUAGCCAGCACUCUGCUUAAUCUACAUUUCUUUGUCUUACUACAUAGAACUUGAUAUGUAGACCAGGCUGGCCUUGGACCCAUAGCUAUCAGCUUAGCUCUGCCUCCAAAUAAAGGCCCGGCUGGCACUUCUCAUUUGUGCAUCUAGAUUGAAGGCAUGGAUUUCACAGCUUGGAUGAAGUUACUUUGUCAGAUCAUUUUAGGGUACUGUAUUGGACCUAUUUGUUUUCUUUGUAGAUUAAACCUGAACUAGUUAUCAAGCAUUUAGCAAAUUUAACCAAAUUGUAUCUAGGGUUAAUAUUUAACUUACUUUUCUGUAUUAUUAACAACAUUUUACUUUGACUUCCUUAGGUUCGUUCCAGGGCUCUCUAAAGUGUCUCUCAGAUGAGCUCCAGAAAAAAACAGACUUUUGUAGCUCACAGCGAAUUCUAUACAAAGGCGUAGACUCAAGCCCCUACCCAUGGCAGUGCAGUUUCUUCUGAGAAAGGAGUAGCCACUCAGACGGCAUUGGGGAAAAAGGGUGCAUGCAACUUUGUGCAGUGUUUCUGACUAGUUCGGGUUACUGCAGAUGUUCCUCCUUUUCCAUCUUGCCCUGAAUUAGAUGCUACAUAGCACAUAUGAUUUGAGAAACUCCUGUUGUUCAAAAAUGAAACAAAAAUAAAUAAUGCUUGAAGACGUGUUCUUGGAAACUUUUGGCAUUCCCACCUAAUUUAUUUGUACCGAUUAUUGCUUUAAAUCAUAGUAGACAACAACAUAAGAAGCACAUGAAAUUUAGCACUUUAAUAAUUUUCACAAUAUUAUACACUGUUAAAUAUGUUCAGGACAGCCCUACUAUCAUCUUAGAUGUUUAAGCUAUUUCUUAAUGAAGUACAUUGCUUGACUACUAAUUGUUAAGUCCAAGCAACUCCAAAGGACUCAAUUUUCCUGAAAGUGAAGAGUGUCAGGAAAUCACCAGAUUAGUGAUUAAACAGACAAACUAAAAAAGUAUUUGGCCCUUGAGUCGUUUGUGAACAGAGUAUGGUAGGUAGGGUGGGAGCUCUCUUAGCUGUAGCUACUUGACUCAGAAAUAUUCCAACAUCUUUUACCUGUUUAUCUUUCUUUUUUUUUAACUCUGGCAAACUUGAAUGAUUAUGAUGGUGUUAUAAAAGUUGGUACUUGGUGUAGUGAGACAACCCCAGUAGACAGUACAGUAGAAUAUAGCAUUUAGAUUUAACCAGCUAAAUAUUUAGAUUGUGUCUGCAGAGCCUGCAGCAGAAUUUCCUAUUAGGUUGAGUGAGAAUAUCACUAGCUUUUUUAGAUACCUUGGAGUACUUAAAAGUUUAAUGAUUUGAUUUUCUCGAAAGGGAUGUGUUUAGUGAUCCUUUCCUUCAAAAUGUCCUUUCUUGACUAGACGUAAGAUGUAUUUGAAGACAAUAUGUUUUUUUGUAGUUACUGUGUAUAGAGAAAUACUGUUUCCAUUUAUUGUUAUAUAAAGUGCCUUUUAAAAUUUCAUUCUUAUGUUUAAGACCUAACCUUCGAUGUGGUGUUCAUGUGACUUCACAGUGAUUUACCUAGUUUAUUAUCUUUAUUAUCUGUACAAUUGCACUAUUUUCAUGUACUUCUGAAUGCUAAUUUGUUUUUUUAUAGCACUGUUACUAAUUUCAGAAGGUUAUAGCAUAAAUCUCCCUCUUUAUUUAAUUAAUGUCACAGAAGUUUGUUUUAGGUUUUAAUGAUUGGUUUCUAGACAUAAAAGUAGCUCUUUUUUUCUUUGUAUAUUCUAGAUUUUCUGAUGUAGUCAUUUAUCUCACAUCUAACCUUGCUCAUCAUAGCCAUAGUAAAACAACUUAUAUUUGCUUAAUGGAUGUGUUUACUGGGAUAAAAACAGCAAGGUCAUUUUAAACAGUAAAGUUGAUGGCACUAUAUAUUUAUAUAUAGUAGUCUGUGGCAGCUUCCUUGUCAGUAUAAUUGUUUGUUUUUUUUUUCCUUUUUAAACUGGCAGCUUCUUUAUUAGUAUAACUGCAUUUAUUAGCCUUCAAAAUGCUAUUUUUGAGGGCAGCAUAUAUUCUUUCAGGCUACUUUACUGCAUUAUACCUAAGUGACCUGAUUGAUAGCAUCCUUAAGGGCCUGACACAUCCAGGAUAUAUACCUCUCAGGUGUUGUAAGCAAGGAGGUUGAAAAGACAAAGUCCAGAAUUCCCUCUCACUGUAGAAUUGGAUACUGAUAAGGGUAACAGAAAGGUUAGCCACACUCAUCAUUCUUGAAGUUCUAGUUCAUUGGGAUUCUGCUGAAGGUUUAGGAUUAUGUGUUAGAUCCUUUUAGGAGUAGAAGACUGCAAUAACAAUUUUUGUUCUUCAAUGUGAGGCAUAUUUUGCCCCAGUUUUGCACUGUCUAGUUCCCCUUUUUUUGAAAUUUACCCAUAUGUACUUAAUGUUGAUGGCUAGACCAAUAACUAAUUGUUACUGUGGAUACAUCUUAUGCAUGUCAUUCGGUUAGUCAGGUUGAUUCUGUGUGGUUUUUAGUGGACAUACAAACUAGACAGUUUUUUUUUCACUUAAAACUUAAAGAAGUUAUCAGUAAGUGAGUGUUGUUUACUGUAUUGAAUGCGGAUUUUCUUCAUAAUUAGCAAGUUUCAUAAACCAUUAAAAUCUAUGGAGUUUCCUUUCCUGGAUGAUUGAGAAUGGUGUUUUAUUAAAUUCUUUUUCUCUUACUAGUGUAGUCCCAUUUUUGUACUCCUGUGUCAUUUUUUAUUUGACUUUAUUAUAAUGCACUUUUGUAUUACUUAAGAUCUUACUACUGGAGUUUGUGUUCACUUCCUGUAGGAUGUAGAGGUGGUCCCAGUUCAGUUGUGUCUUGAGAGGGGCUUUAAGUAGCUCCUCAGGCUGCCCCAUACAUAUUUUCCUGCUUUCAUCUCCUGGGGGCAGGGACUUCAGGGGAAUGGCACCAUGCUGGGCUUUUAGUCCUGCCAGUCUUGCUAAGGGUUUUGAUACUGAUCUGUCUUUACCCAGAAUCUCUUCCCAAGGAAGUCUGAUUUUUCCCUUAAUCUCUUUGAUAUUGAGAUUUUGUAUACUUAGCAUAAAUGUGUAUGCAUGAUAUACGUGUAUGUAUGGUGUGUGUGUGUGUGUGUGUGUGUGUGUGUAGCACACGGAGGCCAGAGGUUGAUGUCAGGUGUCUUCCUUAUUUACUUUUCAUUUGUUUGUUUGUUUGUUUGAGAUAGGGUCUUUUAUUGAACUAUGAGAUCACAGGGUUAGCCAACCCAAGACUAGCUAGACAGUGAGGUCCAGGAAUUCUCCAUCCCACCCCCACCUCAUACUAUAUAUAUUACACAUGCAUGCUAAUGUGCUCAGCAUUUUACAUGGGUACUUGAGUCCUUGUACUUAUGUGGCAAGCACUUUAUCUAUUUUGAAUCCUUUCCCCACCCACCAAAGGAAAACUUUGCUCAAGUUUUCCUUCCGUCUCUCCCCCAUCGCUUCUCUUCCCUCUCUUUUCCUCCCCAACCACCUCUCAAUCCUAUUUCAUGUUCCUAAGUGCUGGAAUUAGAAAGUGUGAGCCAUUUUGUUCUACUAGCCAAGAUUUUGAUGUUAAUUUGUAUAUUUAAAUGUCAUUUAAUUUGUAUGUUUAAUAGUCAAAAGCAUUUGUGAUAAGAAUGUAUUUAGUUUUUUUUUAAAUCUUUAAAAAAAAAAUACAGGGGCCGAGAAUAUAGUUCAGUGAGAACAGUACUUGCCUAAUGGGCAGAAUGCCCUGGGAUCAAAUCCCAGUACUGCAUCAACUAGUAAUGGUAUGCCUAAACCCAGCACUUAGGAUGUAGGGGCAGGAGGAUCAGAAGUUCAACAUCUUUAGCUACUCUUUGAGUUUGUGGCCCUCACGGUCUACAUGAGACACUGUCUCAAAAAGAAAGAAAAAGAAUUUCAUAGCCAGUCCAGUCUCAGUUCUUCCUGACUCUUGAACUUUCAUUGUUUUUUUUUGGGGGGGGGAUUUGUAAUGUCUCAUUUCAUGGCAUUUUCUUAGUUCAGAUGUUUAUAUUUAAUUGGUGGUGUUGUUGCUGUUGGUUUUGUCUUAGAUACAGUGUCUCUAUAGUUCAGGUUGGCUCUGACUCCAAGACAAUUUCACCUCACUUUCCCAAGAACUGGGAUUCCAGAAGUGAGCCAUUGUAUGUUCUUCACAGAUCAUUCUGUAUAUAUUGUUAAUGGUUAAAUUUAUUAUCAUAAAAUUCAUUUAUAGUAUAGCUCUGAUAUGUUUAAAGUCAACCAAUCUUUGGGUUUUAAGGGCUUUACUAGUUUUUUUUGAGGGAGUUAUUGCAGAUGGUUUAUUGGAUUUUUCGAGGUUAGAGUUCUCAGGUUUCUUUUACAACUUGGAAGACCUUAGAUUUUGUUUUUGAGUAUUAUAGUGUGUUUAGUAUUCUUGCCUCUUCUCUUUUGUAUAAGUGAAAGUAAAUAUAUAUUUGGUGAUAUUUUUUAAAAAUUCAACUUUGACUGUAAAUGCCUCAAGUAUUGCUUUGUUAGAGGUUCUGUUCGUCCUUGUACAAGGCUAGCUUUCAUGUGCUCCUUUUCCCCAUGAACUUUAUGCCAUGUGUUUCGUUUUCUUUUCUGUAAGAGUGACUAUUACAGCAUUCCAUUUGAAGGGACACAGAACUCCCAUUUUUGUCUGUGAUGGCUGAGUCACACUCCUAGGACUUAUUUAUAAUGCAGUAUAUAUGUUAAGUAACUUAUUGUGCUAUGGACCCUUUGUAUCUUUUUUAGUUAGUGAGGCAACACUGACCUGAAUAAUGAUGGAAUGAAAUUACCUCCAAUUAAGACACAGGGUGUGUUGUUGUUGCUUGGUGUGUGUGGGAGGGAGGUGCUUUCAUAGAGGGUCUUGUUGUAUAGCCCAGGCUGGCUCAGGACUUGUUGCAACCCUCCUGCCUCAAGUGCUAGGAUUCCAAGUCUUGUUUGAAAAACAUUUCAUUGCCAGCUAGGUGUGAUGUCCCAUACCUUUGAUUCCCAGCAUUAUGGAGGCAGAGGCAGGCAGAAGAUCCCUAUCACUUCUAGGCCAGCCUGAUCUAUAUGGCCAAUGGUAGGCCAGCCAAGGCUACAUAGUGAAACCCUGUUUCAAGAAAAAAUUAAAAAAACAAUAACAAGUCCUAUUUCUUUGUGGAAAUUUUCCUGUUUGGAAUGCAGCCCAUUCCAUAAUAUCUUAAAUAAAAUAUAUUUAAUAUGUAAUAACCUCAUUUAGAUUCUUAGCACAGAAUUGUGCAUGUAUUUAUAUUUCUUUAAUGACCUGUAAUAGCUCUGUGUAUUGUGAAUGCUUAGACUACCUUGAUCUUGGUUGCAGUGGAUUUGUCGGUUUCCUGUCUGGAAGAAAGGCAAGGACAGAACGUGUGUGCUGUAUGUACUAAGCAUUCCUAGCUACCUUCAUCUCUGUGCAGAUGUGUUCCAGUGGUGUGCCUCCACUUUGAUGCAGACUCCCUCGGGUCACAUCUUUUAGGGACAAAUCUUUUUCUGUUUAUGGCUAUCCAUGUCGUCUUGUUAAUACUUGGUACUGAGUUUUAGUUAUCCCACCUUUGAGAUGAGGAAUAACCUUCACUCUUCUGUCGAGGUUCUGUGCUAUGGCUGUUGUCACAGUGCUCACAGCUUCUGCUCCACUACUCAGACUCAGUUCACUCAUGGCACUGAUUAGUCAUAAUUUUUAUCUCUUACUUUUUUGUUCCAUUUUUGUGUAGUGAAACAAAGGUGGAAUGGUGUUUGAAUUUUAAAACACUAAAGGCUUUGACCUCAGUAUUAGCAAGUCACUUAUUGUCUCAGCCUCUGUUUCCCUACUUUAAGGUACUAACUGGGUGUAGUGGCACACGCCAUUACAUGCCAGCACUGGGAGGCAGAGACAGGCUAAUCUACAUAGUGAGUUCCAGGACAGCCAGGCCUACAUGGACCCUGCCUCCAGACAAAUAAAUACUUUGAAAAACACUAAAGCCUAAUGCAGAUUUAAUUUUAUAACUAAUUUUGUUAUUCUGCAUUCUUAGAUUUCCUGUGAAUGGGAUGAAUUGCAUGCUUUUUACUUUUUUGAAAAUUUCAUACUUGUGUACCAUGUAUCUUCAUCAUGUUCGUCCCCACUCCCUCCUGGUUUCCUGGGCCUCCCUAAACAAAUCUCCCCUCCAGCUUAGAAAUCUCCCUCCCAGCUUAGCUCUUUUAAAAUUUCCCACAGCUUUAUUUAGUGCUGCCCAUGUGUACAUGGGUGUGGGGUCAUCCACUGGGCAUGGGCAGCUGUCAGUCACACCUCAGUAUCCACUGUGUGUAGGCAAGGACCGAGAAAGGUAUGGGUACACUGAGGUCUGGUUAUGGAAUACGUUCUCACAUGGGACUCCAUCCAGAACAGAAGCCGAGGAAGAGCCAGGCAUUCUGAUGCCCGUACACUGCAGUAACUUCUUUAUUCACAGGAAUACGUGUGGUGACGUUGUCAUGAGAAAGGCCAGCUAGAGAGGUCAGAAAAGCCUUCCUACCAGCUGACUCAGCUGACUUUGGAGGGUGUUAGUGUAGUUGGUCUGCUGGAGAAGCAGCCUUUGAUUUAGGAGGGAGAACUAAGACUGCCAUGAGGUGUGUCUGGCUUCAGAACGGUAAGAACAGCCUUACAGAUGUACAGAAAUGAAGGAAAUGAAACUGUGGAGAGGCUAAGUUAUGCAUGAAGAUGUGUCGUUUCCUGUGACUCGGUGUAUUGCUUGUGUGGCCGUUGCCUAAAGGUUAUGGAAGUGUUCAGAAAUUGUUUUAUACUGUGUCUGCUAUGCACGUCUAAAAUAAUUGAAGCUGAAGAAAGACCUCAACAUUGCAUUCCUUUCCUGGGGCAGUUUAAGCAGUGAGCGAGAACUGAGGACUGGUGGAGAGCACUGAAGACACAGAGUAGAAUCCCUCCUGGCUAAUGCUGCAUAGGGUCCUUUAGCCAGUACCUUCUUCAGAGCAGCAGCUGUGGCCGAUAGCUCUCAGUUUUGACUUAGGAACAGUUUCCGGGCAGACGUGGAGAAAAUGAACAUGUGUAAGAAUGUUGUAGUUGGCACCUGCAGGUGAUUUGUGCUCAUGCAUUUUGUGCUUGUGGUAAUUCCAGUAGCCUCUGAACACUUUAUCAACCUCUGCUUUUUUUCUUUGUUUUUUCUCCUUUUUAUUUUUCUGAUACAGGAUCUCAUGUAGCUCAGGCUGACCUUGAACUCACUGUAUAGCUGAGGAUGACUUAGAAUUUUUGAUCCCCCUGCCCUCACCUCUUGAGUGCUAUGGUAACAGACAUGGGUGACCAUGCUUGGUUUAUGUGGUGCUGAGGCUCAAACCCAGGGCCUUGUUGAAUGUUAGGCAAGCACCUUAUAGUUACAUUCCAAGUUCUCUUUCUGUUUUGAGACAGGGUCUACUCUGUAGCCCAGGCUAACCUCAGAUAGGCAGUGGUCCUUCUGCUUCAGCCUCCUGAGUGUGGGAAUCACUGGCAUGAGCCACUGUGUCUUGUCCUGCUCACUUUUCCUUCCCUCCUCUCUUUUUCUCUGCCUCCCCUCCCACCUCCUUCCUCCCCUUCGCUUUCUCUGUCAGAGGCAUCACAGUGGCACUCAGGGUUAAAAGUAACUCUUUCUCACAAUUUCACAUAGUCUAAGAUAGUUAGAAAUCCUCCUUUAAUUCCAAAGUUGUAUAAACUCCUGCGCGCAUGCACAUACGUGUUUCCUGUGCUGAGGGUCUGUCAUUAGAAAAAUAAAUAUAGAAAGAUACUAACAGCUUACUCAAAAGAUAUGACAGGUAGAAUCUUAUUUAACAGAUUUGGUGGUACCAGCUUUCUUACUGGUAAAAAGUAUAGAAUGGGGUAUAUCUGCAUGUUUGGAUUUUGACUUUGUUUAUAUAAAGCAGAUAUUCUGUGAACUCUGUAUUUGUGAACAAUAAAUUGGAGUGGGAAGGAGAUGGCUUUGUAAAAAGGGUUUUUUGGUUUUAAAAUUAUCACUGGGGGUGAUGAAUAUAUAUUGUACUGCAUUGUGUUUAUCUCCUGCUUUAUCUGUAUUUGUAUAUAAAAUUCUUGAGAAAACUUGCUGCCUUUCAAACUUUUUUGGGAUGAGACUUGAAUCAUAAAUUGGGCAAAAGGGACUUCUGGUACCUAGAACUUUGGGAUUACAGAUUACAAACCAACCUUGGAAAACUGAUGACAAAGGGCUUUAAAUUUGGUAAUGCGUUUGUUUCAGGAAGUCUUCCCGACCAAGUACUCUAGGCAGAUGGUUAGUGUAUACUGUUUUGCAGUUGGCCUCUGUUUUUAGCUUUUUGAACUUGGGGUCCUUUACAUAGCAGUUAAGGGUAAUGAAGCUAAAUGAACUUUUGCCUUGGGUCGUUUUCUGUGCACGCCUUUUACUAUUCAACCUCC
Microtus oregoni (creeping vole) is the source of this 11861-nucleotide messenger RNA. RefSeq names its product zinc finger protein 451 (gene Znf451). The record is from RefSeq and is a predicted model, not a curated record. Gene Ontology annotation, biological process: regulation of transcription by RNA polymerase II. The transcript is spliced from 4 exons. Gene Ontology annotation, cellular component: nucleus. The coding region runs from base 183 to 1862 and encodes 559 amino acids. Lineage: Eukaryota; Metazoa; Chordata; Mammalia; Rodentia; Cricetidae. Gene Ontology annotation, molecular function: DNA-binding transcription factor activity, RNA polymerase II-specific; sequence-specific DNA binding.